AGAAUGAGAUUUUUAGAGUGUCAAUAACAAUUCCCUAAUUUAAUUUUCAUCAUGGCAUUUGUGGCUAAAUCCACGGAGAAAACCAAGUAUCAUUAUACAUACAUAUAUCUAUAUAUAUACAUGUUCACCUCCAAUGCUUCAGUAGUUCUAAGCAUUCUCUCAGUGACUACUUCAUUUCCGAGAGAGAGAGAGAGAGAGAGAGAGAGAGAGAGAGAGAGAGAGAGAUGGAAGAUGAAAUAUUUCCUAUGAUGGGAGGAGAUGGCCCAAACAGCUACGCCAAAAAUUCUAAUAUACAGAGAAAGGCAGCUGAUGUUAUAACGUCCGGAAGAUUGGUUCCAGCAAUAUUCGAAAACCUCGACAUAGAAAAUCCGCAGCAGUCUUCCAUUUCAACUUCAUUCCGGAUUGCCGAUUUGGGGUGUUCGGUUGGACCCAACACAUUCAUUCAAGUCCAGAACAUAGUUGAUGCAGUAGCUCAAAAAUAUCAGCACACAAGAAUUCAAGUACCAGAAUUUCAUUUAUACUUCAGUGACCUUGUUUCGAAUGAUUUCAACUAUCUUUUCGCCACUCUCCCCCGAGACAGGCAGUAUUUUGUGGCGGGUGUCCCGGGCUCUUUCCAUGGAAGGCUCUUCCCUAAAGCCUCCCUUAAUUUUGUCUACUCGGCGUAUGCUCUUCAUUGGCUUUCCAAGCUUCCUCAAGAACUACGUGACCCGAAAUCGCCUGCAUUUAACAAGAAGAAGAUUUCAUAUGGCAGUGCGCCUUUUGAAGUUGGCCAUGCAUAUUCAGUUCAAUAUGCCAAGGACAUUGAGGCAUUUUUUAGCGCUCGAGAGCAAGAGCUUGUCCCCGGAGGAUUGAUGGUGCUUCUGAUUCCGGGGCGUCCCAAUUCUACGCUUCCGGCGGAGAGUUAUCCUGCCCCGGUUUUUGAAUCUUUGGAGUCUACUCUUUCUGACAUGGCGAAUGAGGGGUUAAUAUGUGAAGAUAAAUUUGAGUCAUUCAACUUGCCCAUCUACUGCCCAUCCGUGGAGGAGCUGCGAACCCUAAUAGAGGAAAAUGGUUGCUUUGAUAUACUGAAGCUGGAGCUCCAACCUCCGAUGUCUAUCAGCUUGCCUAGCGUGCAAGAAUGUAGAGCUGGGAUGGAGACCCUUCUCCAAAAACACUUCGGGGACGAAGCUAAUAUAGAACCGCUUUUUGAUCGGUACUCGAAAAAAACUACUGCUGGAAAUGUUGCUGAAGAUGGCAUGGCUGUUGGAUUCUUCGUCCUUCUCAAGCGCAGAUAUCUUUGAUUGCGUAAAAUGUGCAUGCUUAUAGUUAUAACCUGCUUAAUUGGAUAGGAAGUAAAAAUUGACGACUCUUUUUCCAUUCAAGGUGUGUGGAUGGUUGCAUGAAAACAAAAGGAGUAAUGCUAGGUAGAUCAAUUGUUUAGUUUAAAUUUGUAAACUAUAUGAUUUGCCCAUAAUAGAAAAUAAGCAUGUUCAUCAACACUUAUAAUUAGAAAAAUAUUUUAAAAUGCUAGGUAUUCAAGCGGGUAUUUUACGUGUCAUAAUAUAAGUAGAGAGAAACAUAAAACAAAAAUAUCAUUUUCUCUAUUUGUAUAAAGACGUGAAGUACCGCUUAAAAAAUCUCUCCCAUAUUUGUUGGUAUGACGAUUGGACACCUAGGUGUAUACGAAACUAGAAAUGAGACACAAAUGAGACACAUAAUUGGGGACAGCAGACCCCUAGCCAUGUUGUGGGUGGGGUGGUUAGCGCUUAGUAAUUAACCUUCCGUGAAUAAAAAUAUAAUUUCAAAGUCAUUAAAUGUCUUGCUUUUUGUGUAAAAAAAAAAA
Messenger RNA from Malus domestica (apple), 1822 nucleotides. RefSeq names its product loganic acid O-methyltransferase-like. NCBI's taxonomy places the organism in Eukaryota, Viridiplantae, Streptophyta, Magnoliopsida, Rosales, Rosaceae. The record is from RefSeq and is a predicted model, not a curated record. Gene Ontology annotation, biological process: methylation. Gene Ontology annotation, molecular function: S-adenosylmethionine-dependent methyltransferase activity.